ACUCCCAUCUUUUUCCCUUACUAUUGCAUUUUGUAUAAAUCCACUAUUUUCAGUUUUGUAUCUCUCUCUCUCUAGAUUUUAGAACGCUGCAUCGAGCCCUAGGGUUUCUCUUAGUGAGAGAAAAAUUAAAAUCGGUGUAGAGAAAUGGGGCAGCAGUCGUUGAUCUACAGUUUCGUGGCGCGUGGAACGGUAAUCCUAGCGGAGUACACUGAGUUUACGGGUAAUUUCACCAGCAUAGCCUCUCAGUGCCUGCAGAAACUGCCCGCGACUAACAACAGGUUCACCUACAACUGCGAUGGUCACACCUUUAACUAUCUCGUGGAGGAUGGAUUCACAUAUUGUGUCGUUGCUGUUGAAUCUUCUGGAAGACAGAUUCCUAUGGCAUUCCUCGAGCGUAUUAAGGAGGAUUUUACCAAAAAAUAUAGUGGAGGAAAGGCUGCUACAGCUGUUGCCAACAGCCUGAAUAAGGAGUUUGGGCCCAAAUUGAAGGAGCAAAUGCAAUACUGUGUAGAUCAUCCAGAAGAGAUCAGCAAGCUUUCAAAGGUGAAAGCUCAGGUUUCAGAAGUCAAAGGAGUGAUGAUGGAAAACAUUGAGAAGGUUCUUGACCGUGGUGAGAAAAUUGAGCUUCUGGUGGACAAAACUGAGAAUCUUCGCUCUCAGGCACAAGAUUUCAGGACGCAAGGAACCCAGAUGAGAAGAAAGAUGUGGUUGCAGAACAUGAAAAUAAAGUUGAUUGUCCUUGGUAUCAUCAUUGCCUUGAUCCUUAUCAUUGUUUUGUCUGCCUGUGGUGGAUUCAAAUGUCACUAGGAUGCGAAACUCCCCCAUAUGUUUCGUUUUUUCCUAUUGAAUAGCUUGUUUGUUCUCCUAAAUAUUUGCCCAUGCCUUUGCUAUGUAGUCUGUAUUUUGUGAGACGUGAUUGUAUAGUUUUGUAUGACUGGAUCGGAUCCUCUGAAUAUGGUUAGUGAAAGAGUCAGAUUGUUUCGAAGAACUACGAAAUACUAUAAACAAGUUGGGUUUUGGUUUA
Olea europaea var. sylvestris is the source of this 1024-nucleotide messenger RNA. RefSeq names its product vesicle-associated membrane protein 721-like. NCBI's taxonomy places the organism in Eukaryota, Viridiplantae, Streptophyta, Magnoliopsida, Lamiales, Oleaceae. The record is from RefSeq and is a predicted model, not a curated record. Gene Ontology annotation, biological process: vesicle-mediated transport. The transcript is spliced from 5 exons. Gene Ontology annotation, cellular component: membrane. The coding region runs from base 145 to 807 and encodes 220 amino acids.